UUGCCUGCGGCGCAGUCCACUCAACAUUUACUGUAUUUCACGCGGGGAACAGCAACAAGAGCCUCCGGAGAAGCUUGACGGGGAAUACCGGGGAAUAUCUGACAGCACACACAUACACACACAACCUGUAUUUUUCCUUCCUUUUCCAAAUAAAGCCGGUUUUUUAACGGGUUGAUGUGGACAAACUAGCGCGCGCUCGGGUCAGUAGGACAGCGGCUCGUGCGCGGACUGGUGUCUUGUCGGUGGGAGCGUCUUUUUAUUUUUAUAUUAUUAUUAUUAUUUAUUUAUUUUAAUAUCUAAAUCGGUCCUGGAGAAGAACAGACCACAUCAGGAGGAAAAAGGAAAAAAAAAAAAAAAAAAGCAGAAGACAGCCCCGCGUGAAAGUGAUCAAGAGUCAGAAUGAAUAACAACAAAAUCGAGAAGGAGAACGAGCAGAGUGAAUUCACCAACCACGAAGAAGAGGUCCGAACGCUAUUUGUCAGCGGGCUACCACUGGAUAUUAAGCCGCGGGAGCUCUAUCUCCUGUUCAGACCAUUUAAGGGCUAUGAAGGCUCCUUGAUAAAACUCACCUCUAAACAGCCAGUGGGGUUUGUCAGCUUUGACAGUCGAUCAGAGGCGGAGGCUGCUAAGAAUGCCUUGAACGUAAGUGUCAUGCCCUCUCCACGCUCCUUGCAACAACCAGCUCAGCAUGAGCUCACAGUGCCUGCUCUAUAUCCCAGCAGCCCAGACGUGUGGGCCUCAUACCCGCUGUACCCGGCGGAGCUGUCGCCGGCCCUCCCACCCGCUUUCACCUACCCCUCCUCGCUCCACGCUCAGAUUCGCUGGCUCCCACCUGCAGAUGGAACUCCUCAGGGAUGGAAGUCCAGGCAGUUCUGCUGAAGUAUGUGUUCCUGAUGUGUGAUGGUGGCCGCGGCCGGCUGUGACGGGCGUUGCCGAUUGCCUCUCGUGUCCAAUUAGAAACCAGGACGAGCGACCCCCGACUCCAGCUCCCGGAGCAGCGUUACCGUCGGCAGCAGCAGCCUCAUGGGCCUCAGGACAUACUAGACCCCAGCCUCCAUCACACAUCGAGCCCCCCCCCCCCCACCUCCACCCCCUCCAAAAAAAAAAAAAAAAAAAAAAAUCCCUCUUU
Sphaeramia orbicularis (orbiculate cardinalfish) is the source of this 1129-nucleotide messenger RNA. Its product is annotated as RNA-binding protein with multiple splicing-like. Bases 400 to 879 code for a protein of 159 amino acids. Gene Ontology annotation, molecular function: RNA binding. Lineage: Eukaryota; Metazoa; Chordata; Actinopteri; Kurtiformes; Apogonidae. The record is from RefSeq and is a predicted model, not a curated record. The transcript is spliced from 8 exons.